AUGUCUGCGACAGCCACUAAGCCAGCAAUCUACUUCGGCAAUUUUGUGGUCACAGCACAGGUCUUUCAUCUUACACCGCAUUCAUUCGCUUUGGUUAACUUGAAGCCUCUGCUCCCUGGCCAUGUUCUCGUGUCUCCUAGGCGGGUCACUCCUAGGCUUUCUGACCUCACUCAUACCGAGGUGACGGAUCUAUUCCUUACCGUCCAACGAGUUGGCCGCAUGAUCCAACGGGUCUACAAUGGAACAAGCCUAAACAUAGCCAUGCAAGAUGGCGCCGAUGCCGGCCAGAGCGUACCACAUGUCCAUACACACAUCAUACCUCGAGUAAAGGCGGACUUAGACGAUAGGGGAGGUUCUGAUGCGAUACACAAUAUGCUGGAAGGUGACGAAGGUAACGUGGGAAAGCAUCUGCGGGAAUGGUCUGAGGAUAGGCCACGAUUCCCUAAAGUCGACGAUGAUGCCAGGAAGCCAAGGAGUAAGGAGGACAUGGCUAAGGAAGCUCAGAGACUUGCGCAAGAGAUGGAAAAAGAAUGA
Letharia columbiana is the source of this 534-nucleotide messenger RNA. RefSeq lists its product as uncharacterized. The transcript has 2 exons. Gene Ontology annotation, molecular function: catalytic activity. Lineage: Eukaryota; Fungi; Ascomycota; Lecanoromycetes; Lecanorales; Parmeliaceae. Bases 1 to 534 code for a protein of 177 amino acids. The record is from RefSeq and is a predicted model, not a curated record.